Molecule: messenger RNA, 2146 nt
Organism: Bactrocera tryoni
Lineage: Eukaryota; Metazoa; Arthropoda; Insecta; Diptera; Tephritidae
Gene: coro
Product: coronin-1C-A
Exons: 7
Coding region: 359-2005 (548 amino acids)
Biological process (GO): actin filament organization
Molecular function (GO): actin filament binding
Source: RefSeq, a predicted model, not a curated record
AGCAACAAUAAAAGCACGAAACUAACAAAUCGAGCAACAUCAAUCGUCAAGCGUCAAGAAUCGAGAAUUUACAAAUAAAUAAACCAAGUUAACAACCACGACGACGACUAACACCGAUUCGAAAUCCAAACAUUUCCGUUAGAACUGAAACAAAAAAACAACAAAGUUGCCAACUACUAACUCAGCAAAACGCGAAUACAAAGCAAAAUAAAAACAAAAUAGUAAUCCUAAGUAAAAGCGGUAAAAUACCACUAAAACAGCAACAACAACUACUACAGUAAGCAUACAUAGUAGUAGUACUCAUAGUAGCAGUAGCGACUGUAGAGGAGCAGUAAACUAAGAGCAACCAAAAACAAAAAUGUCAUUUCGCGUUGUACGAAGUUCGAAAUUUCGUCACGUCUACGGUCAGGCACUGAAACGUGAGCAAUGCUACGACAAUAUACGCGUCUCAAAAAGCAGUUGGGACUCCACAUUCUGUGCGGUGAAUCCGAAAUUCUUGGCGAUCAUUGUAGAGUCCGCUGGCGGCGGAGCAUUCAUUGUACUGCCACACAAUAAGGUUGGUCGCAUAGCUGCCGAUCAUCCAUUGGUGGGAGGCCAUAAAGGCCCCGUUCUAGAUAUUGCCUGGUGUCCGCACAAUGACAAUGUCAUCGCCUCCGGCUCUGAGGAUUGUGUGGUUAAGGUUUGGCAAAUACCCGAUGGCGGUCUGUCACGCACGCUCACCGAACCAGUUGUCGAUUUGGUGUUCCAUCAACGUCGUGUCGGUCUUGUGCUUUGGCAUCCAUCAGCAUUGAAUGUGCUGCUGACGGCGGGUUCGGACAAUCAGGUUGUCAUUUGGAAUGUGGGUACUGGCGAAAUACUCGUUCACAUCGACUCGCAUCCGGAUGUUGUAUAUAGUGCAUGUUUCAACUGGGACGGUUCGAAAUUGGUGACCACAUGUAAGGAUAAAAAGAUACGUAUCUAUGAUCCACGUAACGGUGAAAUAGAAAGCGAAGCACUUUGUCACGAAGGAUCGAAGGCAACGCGUGCCAUCUUCCUGCGUCAUGGUCUCAUCUUCACCACCGGUUUCAAUCGUUCAUCGGAACGUCAGUAUUCGCUGCGCGCACCUGAUGCUCUUAAUGAACCCAUCGUCAUGGUGGAGUUGGACACAUCAAACGGUGUGAUGUUCCCACUUUACGAUGCGGACACGAAUUUGAUUUACCUAUGCGGUAAAGGCGAUUCAGUUAUACGCUACUUUGAGAUAACGCCCGAGCCACCGUUCGUGCAUUACAUCAACACAUUUCAAACGCCAGAUCCCCAACGUGGUAUUGGCAUGAUGCCAAAGCGUGGCUGCGAUGUCACAACCUGCGAAAUAGCUAAAUUCUACCGGCUAAACAAUAACGGCUUGUGUCAGGUGAUCUCGAUGACAGUGCCGCGUAAAUCGGAUCUCUUUCAAGAGGAUCUGUAUCCGGAUACCUUAGCCGAAGAUGCGGCACAAACUGCCGAGGAUUGGAUUGCGGGAAAUGAUGCCGAACCAUUGACAUUUUCAUUAAAAGAUCGUGUCUCUAUUGUACAGGGUGGCUAUGUCUCACAAUCGGCCAGCAAGUCGCUGUCGGUGACAAAGAAGGCGAACAUCCUCAACAAGGCCUCAGCGGGCACCUCGAAGAGUGCGAGCAGCGCAGCGCUUGGUGGUAAUCAUGCGACAUCGAAUAACAACAAUGCAUCGAGCGGGUGCGGUUUUGUGAGCGGUGUCAGUGAAAAGGAUCUGCGUGAUAUCACCGAUGAAAUACGCAAAUUGAAGGCGAUCAUUGUGAAGCAUGAGAAUCGUAUACGCGCGCUGGAGGCGGCUGUGCGCGCACAAGAAGGCGACGAUACCGAUUCACGACCAGCGGCGGCGCCCGUCACUGCCGGCAAUGGCAAUUCUUCGUCCAAAGCGGCCACGGAUGGCGGCGCGCAAAAGGAGAGCAACGAUAAUAGCAGUGCCAACGAUCAGAGUCAUCCGACUGCCGCGAACGACGAUGAAUUUUAAUUAAAAAUUUAUAUAUAACUAUUUUUAAUUAAACUUGCUGCGCGACGCUUUAUCGAUUCAAAAUACGUUUCGUUUGUAUUAAUAUUAAUAUUAUUUUAUCGAUUUUUUAAUUUAUUUUUAAAAUAAUAUAUAAAUAGCUUU